GAUAAGAGACGGUGUGCCCGUGGAAAACUGCCAAGCUAUUUUGCACAAUCUUGAGAUCAUGCUAACAUCUGCCUCGCAGUACUUGUUUUCUGCCAUGGAUGGGCGUGUGUAUUUUGGCGAGGUUUCAGUGGUUCUGCCAGCUCGCUGGCCAAAUCAUUGCAUUCCGUACAACCAAACUCGGACAUCAGCCAGCGGAGAACGAUCGGAUGUAACCAUUAUGUCAAACACACUCGCUGAAUCUCUCAUCUGGACGGAUCAGUUUUCCGGCUGCGGCGAACCUGGCGAUCAGAUCUACAUCGAUUCAGAGAUCCUCGGCCGCGAUACAAUUGGCCGUGAAUUCGUUCGCGAAUGGGCCAAAUAUCGGUACGGAGUUUUUGAUGAGAUCGGAUACGACAAAGAUCCGAUCUACCCCAGGUGCUACAUAAACGAUGAUCACGAAGUGAAGCUAACGGGCUGUUCGGAUGCACCGGUCAGUGACCACGGUCUGUGCGGAAGUCCAACUUCCGCACCUAUACCGUACAACAUAAGUGACAUACUGGAUAGAAACGCACGCACUAGCAUCAUGUUUGCGGCUGAAGCUCCCAGUGUAACGAUGUUCUGCGACGAAGGUACCCACAAUCGGUACGCUCCUUCGAAGCACAAUCAAAUGUGCGACCGACGCAGCACCCUGGAUGUGAUUCUCAAACACGCGGACUUUGCCAGUGAAGCUCAAAUCACCGUCAAUCCUUCGGUAAUCGUUAACACCACCCCAAAGUUCAGUUACAAAACGCGCAAAUCCACCCGUUACGUAAUCAUCAUCGACGAAACUCUGGACAUGCAGCUUCGCGAAUCGUGGAGCUUCCUGCGAAGUGCCAUCCGCAAGUGGGUCGUUUACGACCUGCCGGGCAAUACUGAAAUCGGAAUGGUACUGGCCAACGAUACGGCCACCGAAAAAAUUCUACAAAUCUCAUCGCUCCACAUCCAGGAGAACAAAGAUCUCGUUGCUUCAUUCAUUCCCUAUUCUCCCAGCGAUUCUCGACAACCUGCUUGCCUUACCUGUGCCAUAUCGGACGCCAUCAGUAUGCUCAACGAUAGGACCCGUCUUAACGGUCCGGCAAACUCGGUUAUCUUGGUCGUUUCUCCCGGUAUGGAUUUUUCACUUGAUCACAAAUCACUUGCCAAUGCAGCUCGUGCUUCCAAAAUUCGAAUCACCACCAUCAAUUACCCGAACGUGAUCCGUCGUCAACCGCUGGAUGCUUUGGCCGACGGAACCGGUGGUUCCGCAUUCUCUGUGUUCGAAUGCAAAUACAAUGGCGAAAAGACCUAUCUUACUACCUAUUUCGAGCUGACGAAUGUUCUUUUCAACAUUGGUAAACUGUACUAUGAAGGAAAUGUAAACGACCUGCCAGCGGAAAUCUACCGUAAGGAAUUGGUUGACGUGAUCGACGACUCCAACCAAAUCUCCAAACGCACAAGCCGAACGGUCACCGGAAGCUUCAUGUUGGACUCCUUCAUGGGUCCUCCGGCGCACUUUUUCGUCUACAUUCACAACCCGGAGAAUCCACUGAUUAUGAACCUCAAAUUAACCAGCCCAAACGGAGUCGUUUACACGUCACGCAGUGACUCCCGUUCGUUGGUGAAGCAAUUGAUGAUUUCAGCCGUUCUCAAUGAAACUGGAACCUGGACAUACACCAUAGAUCGCUUCAAUGGCAACCCACAGCCACACUACGUUCAGGUGAUUGCUACACCGCGAUCACGCUACGCACCCGUCAUUCAGGCUCGCUCGUGGAUACAUCAAAGCAAAUCUGGUGGUCCUCCGAUCGUUUACGCCGAGGUUAGAAAGGGUGACCUACCAGUCAGCUCCGCAUUGGUAGAAGUAGCCGUAACACGUCCCGAUAAGGUCUGCCAGGCCGGUACUGGCAUGGUCAACGAAUGUCGUGAAAAGUUCAAACUGCUGGAUACUGGAGCCGGCGAUCCGGAUGUCACAAAGGGCGAUGGCGUCUACUCUCGUUACUUCAAUGCUGAAGAAUUCGGUGGUACGGGAGCAUACCAGUUCGAAGUUACGGUCAGUGACAAUGGGAAUACGGCGUACUCUCUAUCGGAAAGUGCCAGCCAUGGAGUGGUCGCAUCUAGGUCUCAACCCGCUCGAUGUUGCGGAAGUUCUAUUGCCAUUCCGCUGAAACAACCGCUAACACCAUUCCAACGAACGCUGCAACCAAUGACCCUCUUCGUUACUCAGGAGCAAUUGAACGAGGAAAAUCGUCGUUUGGCUGGUCGCAUCAGUGACCUAAGUGCAAACGUUGAGGGUAUGAAGGUUCGUCUCGGCUGGACGUCUCCGGAUAUGGGUGGACGAACCGUUGCUCGCUACGAAGUGAAAUAUGCAACCACAAUCAAAGAUAUUGUGGACAACUUCGACACGGCAGCAGUUCUGUGGCACCACGACAAUCCGCUGACCUAUUCAAUCGGAGACGACAGCACAUUCACACUGAAUAUAACACACGAGCCGCACUUGAUUGGACAAAUCCUUUACUUUGCCGUCAGACCAUACUCUAAACUGGCAAAAGACGCCGAGCCGGGACCUAUAUCCAACUACGUAAGGGUAUUCGUGUCCAAACCUAAACCGACCACGCUCUAUCCACCAUCAAGUUCGGGUGGAACGGAAAGCUACGAUUCCAUCUGGUCAUCGUACGAUGGUAUCAGCAAAAAUCAAGAUGAUGGGAUGGAUAUCAUCCCUAGAAUCGCUAAAACCAUGGAUCUUGGCCUGGAGCUGCUACUUCCAAUAAUCGCUGGGAUUAUUCUACUGCUAGCAGUCAUACUAAUCUAUUGCUACUUCUGUGUAAUCAAAAAACGCCACAGUACUCACGACGACGACCAGAAGAAGCCCAUAAAAUGCUUCAAAAGUGAUCACAGAUUGUCAAACAGUCACAGCGUGAUCGUAACCGCAGCUGGAAACGCAUCGUCUCCCUCGUCAAACACCACCACUUCAUCAUCUUCCUCGCCACAUCAUCUCGAAAGCCAACAGCCGCACAUCCCGUCGUCCGUGUCGUACGAUAUGAACUUGAACGACCACCAAACGGUUGGCAUUCCGACCAUCUACAACAUCGACGACGACAUGAUGCUGAGCAAAAAGCGCUACAGUACCAUGGGACCCACACACCCGAUGGAACAGCAAUUGAUCGAAGAGCUGAAACAACAGCAACACAUCAUCGACUCGCAGUCCUUCAUCGUUCCGGCAAACAAUAAUAACUGUGCCGUCAGUAUUAUCUCCACCGCUUCCAACAACACUACCCUAACACGAUCGUACAACCCUAACCCGAUGCUACCCAAUGGACGAACGCUCAGUCCGUACGAGUCCUGGUCAGCUUCGCAGCUUCUGCAAGAACACGAACAUCAUCAUCCACAUCAUCAUCCACCGGCGCUGAUCGACGAUCUGGUAGACAACAAUGUUCCGCACCAAUUCUACAACACCCAACCGCACAGUCAACACGAUCAGAUGUCUCUUCUGAACAAUAACCACCUAAAUGAGAGCACUCCACCCGUUCCGCCACUGCCCAUCUAUACAACGACCAUCAGUGGCAAUAGCACCACCUCCUACGUUUACGGCCAUCCACCAGCAAAUCAAUCAAACAACGGCUCUGUAAACUCCGUUAACAGCGGCCACAAUAUCGGCGGAACCGACACCAAAAAGCGACGCAAUGUCACUAUGGUCUAG
Molecule: messenger RNA, 3691 nt
Organism: Sabethes cyaneus
Lineage: Eukaryota; Metazoa; Arthropoda; Insecta; Diptera; Culicidae
Product: calcium-activated chloride channel regulator 2-like
Exons: 3
Coding region: 59-3691 (1210 amino acids)
Source: RefSeq, a predicted model, not a curated record